UUUUUUUUUUUUGCCAUAAAAUCGAGAUUCCUUCAUAUACCUAGUGUUUUUUGCCAGUUUAUACAAUAGAUUUUUGUAAAGGAUGGGUAAAAGUUUGAGAUCACAGCAAAAGAAGCGAACCAGAGCUAUAAAAAGACAACAAGUUUUUAAACCGGUUGAAGAUGCUCGUCUUGAACGAUUAGCAAAAGCACAAGCUGAAGCUGUCACAAAACCUUCUGUAGGUGACUACAUGGAAGAUACAACAAAAGAUAACUCAGUCACAACCAACCCUACAGAUACCACUUCCACUAGCGGUGCAGUUGCUAUGGUGACAGAUGAGGCAGAACAGACAACAACGAAAAAGAUAUCAACCAGUGGUCCUCGUAGUAAUAGACAUGCUAGAAAGUUAAGGGAGAAGAAGAAGAAGGGCAAAAAGGGCACCAACAAAUUUUAAUUCACUCCAACUGACUGCUUCGACUCUUUUAUCUCUGACAAUAUGGGAUUUGUCCAGCAUUGACAUGGUUGAUACCUUUUCUUUCCUUUUUAUUUGUAAUGUAUAUACUUCUUUUUAAUCUGAUAUCUCUAGAUUUGAAUAUGGAUAAACGAAAAUAAACAUUUGAUAUUGUAAUAUGGGUUCUUUUCCAUAACGACAUAGUAGAUGGGGCUAGCGAAGAAUAAUGUUGGAAUUCAGGUUGUCUAUAUUAUUGUCA
Molecule: messenger RNA, 689 nt
Organism: Mycotypha africana
Lineage: Eukaryota; Fungi; Mucoromycota; Mucoromycetes; Mucorales; Mycotyphaceae
Exons: 2
Coding region: 83-433 (116 amino acids)
Cellular component (GO): preribosome, large subunit precursor
Source: RefSeq, a predicted model, not a curated record